AUGCCGCCCAAAGCCGCGAAGGGCGAAUACAUCGAAACCGACACCGGCAACAAAAUCUCGCGCCGUAGCCUCAUCCACGGGACUCAACACAUCAUCCUCGGCGGCAAAACAGUCAUCCAAGCCGAUGCCGUUAUUCGCGGCGACCUGUUCCGCGUGCAACCACCAUCUUCUUCCAGCCACUCCCACAGCAACGACGGCGAGAAUCCAUCCUCAUCAUCUACAUCAACAAACACACCCCCCUCCGUCGCAAUCACCGUAGGCCGAUACACCUACAUCUCCCGCGCCGCCAUCCUGCGGCCGCCCAGCCGUCUGCACCGCGGUCUGCAUUCGUACUACCCGCUCAAAAUCGGCGACCACGUCUUCAUCGGGGAACACUCCAUCGUCGAAGCCGCGCAGAUCGGGAAUCAUGUACACAUCGGCAACGACGUCGUGGUCGGGAAUAUGGCUAUUCUGAAAGAUUUUGCGUAUGUGUUGGACGGUACAGUUGUGCCGCCUAACAUGGUUGUGCCGAGUUUUUGUGUGGUGGGCGGUCGGCCGGCGAGAAUUGUGGGUGAGGUUGGGGAGGGAUAUGGGGUUGAGGGCGCGGAGGGCGGGUUGGCGAGGGAGAGGUAUAGACUUGUUGGGCGAUGA
Molecule: messenger RNA, 630 nt
Organism: Talaromyces amestolkiae
Lineage: Eukaryota; Fungi; Ascomycota; Eurotiomycetes; Eurotiales; Trichocomaceae
Exons: 2
Coding region: 1-630 (209 amino acids)
Source: RefSeq, a predicted model, not a curated record